Molecule: messenger RNA, 1998 nt
Organism: Aureobasidium uvarum
Lineage: Eukaryota; Fungi; Ascomycota; Dothideomycetes; Dothideales; Saccotheciaceae
Source: the annotation of a GenBank genome assembly
GUCAUGAGUCGUCACGCUGUGUUCACAAGUCCCCUGAAAAGAUCAGGGCAGGAAGUGAUCGCAGGUCCGGCACUCGGGUCCAGUCCUCCCAAAUCACAAUCAUCGGGAUCAAAUUCAGACGUUGAUUCGGCGAUCGGCGAGCCACGACGACCGGGCACACGACAAUCGAAACCGAGGUCAAGGAAUGGAUGCUGGACAUGUCGCCAGAGAAAGGUCAAAUGUGACGAGGUUCGACCGGUAUGCGCGUCAUGUUGCCGAUUAGGAAAAGAGUGUGAAUGGGGUCAGAGAUGGAAAUUUGACGACUUGAGCAUACGCACACGACGGAGGCAUAAGCACGUGUCGGUUGCCGGAAGCCCAUCUUGGGACGAAACGAAUCAAGCACGUCUGAUGGCUCGUCAACUAUAUACUAGACAUCAGCCAACACUACCGCCGUUCACCGAACUCAGCAACGAAGACGAAAGAGAAAGGAAAGCCUUGACACAACCUCCUGGAACCUUCAACGUCAUCCUCACACCAGAGAGCUUUGGUCGAUUACCAGAAUAUGGCGGACUGAUCAGACGAUACCGAAGCGGAAGCGGAUCUUCGAGGUAUGGCUUCUCAGAAGACCCUAAUCUGAUUGUUCUUUCCGAAUUCGAGGACACACCUUAUUUCAUGGCCCUUCCCGAGCGCAAGUCUUCAUUUACAAGCUACACGACUCAAGCUUCUUAUACCCCGUCGGUCCAACGGGAUCUUACGAAUAAUGGAACUGGAGACGUUGAUGAAGUCAUGGCACAUUACAAAGAGUUCAUAUCCAAGAGAAUGAUGCCUCUCGGAUCGAGGUUCAGACUGAGCGAGUACGGCCAAGAGGACGUUAUCGUUAUAGAAUCACGAUCUUUUCCACCUNUUAUACCACGCAAUCUGCGCCAUUACACUGCUGAGCCUGGCGCUCAAAGGGCAACGACAUCUCCUAGCAGGAGCCUUCCAACAUUAUCAUCAAGCCAUCUCCGCAUGCAUGUCGAGUACAGAUAUGUCACAAGGCUCUUUUAUAUAUCUUCACUUCAUUCUUCUUCUUUACGACAUCUGUUGUGCGACUCAGAACUGCUCACCGGACGGAGUCAUGUGCAUUUCCAACAACUCGCUCGCCUAGCAUACUCCCGAGACAACUCCGAAGUCACAGAGUUACAAGCAUAUGUCCUUUGGUACACCCUCUUCUUGGAUGCACAAUCGUGCCUGACUGGAAACACAGAGUCUGGGUCUUUUGUCCGAACAUAUUUGAUGCACGGCGCGAGUCUACCAACCUGGCGCCAACCAGAAUGUUCAACUCACCAGCCUAAUCUUGAGAUAGCAGGUCUAUCUGCAGUGUCUGAGCUCGGUAAAUACAUGUGUACGCGGUUUGCGGAACUGAGUCAGCUGGCAUUGCGAAUGCGGGAAGAUCUUGAAGCCGGUCGUGGUAGUAUCGCGGAACAUCAAGACGCUGUGGCAGCAUUUCGAAAUGAGCUGUACUCGUCUUGGAACUCCAAGUACCCGACCUUCCUGCCCCGGGACUCGCCAGAAGCUGGCACAAGACUGCCAACCCUUGCUCGGACAGUGUUUGACNNUUUUGCAUCUCUUCAAUACUCUACAGCCCUGGUGUAUUUGCACACAAGCAUGUAUCGUGGUCAACGCAUUUACAUGACAUCGACCCAACGCAAGGAAGUCGCCAACCAUUGUCGUCACAUUCUCUCCAUGGCUGCUCUAGUGGUUGCAGAAAAGGGUACCGAGCAACAUCACAUCAUCUUCUCUGUCUUCUUGGCCGGCGUGAACAGCGCCAAUGACCACGACAAGAACCGUGCCAUUGGUAUUAUGCGCGCUAUGGAAGGCACCGGCAUCAGCUGCAACGUCACCAAAUCGCGCGAGCUACUCGAAGCAGUGUGUGCGGAGCAGAGGACACGAGCUGAUUUCGGUGGCAAUGCUGCUCAAGUCGAUUGGGUGUCUUUUGCCAAAGAUCGUGGCAUCAGGAUUGUGAAUCUGGGUCUGUGA